CAGGACGUCUCCUGCUGGAAGAAAUGCAACACCCACAAACCUUUCCAGUGCUCCUGGCCGCCCCUCGGCCCUGCCGGCAGCACCUCCUACACCCUGAACCUCUGCUUUGAGAAGCGCAGGCUGUGCCGCUGGUUUGAGGCGGGCACGGUGACCAGCUACAGCCCCUCGCAUCGCCAAGUGUACGUCUUUGAUAACACCACGGCCUGGGUGGAGGCACGCUGGGGGGACCAGGUCCGCAGGACCCCCAACCACACCCUUCACCUCAACGAGGCUGUCAAACUGGAUCCACCUCCUGCUGGGAUGCCCUUCUCCAAGACCAGUGGGCAGCUGAGGGUGCGGGUGCCACGGCCACAGUGCCACGGCCUGGAGCAGCCACCACAGCACGAGGCUCGCUUCUGGAGGGUGGGGGACAGCAGCUGGACACAGGUGACAUGUGAGACAGUGAUGGUGACAGCUGAAGAAGACUCAGUGACCUGUGCCCUGGGGGUCAACGGCACCUUCGUGGUCCAGCUCCGGCACAAGCCUCCCCACUGGAGCAGCUACUGGAGUGACUGGAGCAGCAACAUCUCUGUUCCUGAGGAAAUCCUGAGGAAGCCGGUGCUGAGCCAUCAACUGGGCAAACUGGGGAGAGACGGGCAGCGGGUGCUGAGGCUGAGCUGGCAGCCUGUCCUCGAGGAGCAAAGGGAUGUCACCUACCAGCUGGACGUCAACAUGUUGGCGUGUGGCUGUGCAGGGUCAGACGAGGAGGACACGGUGGUGCUGGGUGGGGAGGUGACAGAGCACAACCUCACCCUGUCCGGGGCUGAAUACGAAAUCCUGCUGAGCGCCGUCAACGCCGCGGGGCCGGGGCCCGCCCGGCAGCUCCGUGUGCCGGCAGAGCAGCAUGCAGGUACCCCCCCUCUAGAACUGCUGAGCUCCCUGGCGGCCCUCAGGGCGUUAUUGUUUCCCAAACAUGCCCCGUUUCACCCAGAUCUCAGCUUCAAGGAGAUCAGCGUGGCCGGCAGCGCCGUGACGGCGCAGUGGGAAGCGCCGGUGCCCGGUGAUGCCUUCUGCUUCGAGCAGCAGACUCUGCCAGAGGCUCCGAAACAGGGAAUCUGCACCCUGCAGGAAUUCCCUGCCAACAGCAGCCACGUGCAGAGAGGAGAGCUGGGAGCGCCGGGCUGUCACCGCCUGGCCGUGCACGGCUGGGACGCGGAGCGGGGCUGGGCCACCUUCGCGCUGUGGCACCGCUACGCCAGCAACGAGUCGCUGGACGUGCCCUUCACCCUCAGCACCGGGCAGGCCGCGGCUGUUCUCCGCUGGGAGCCGUCCCCACGCGCCGCCUGCCCCGGCGCCCUGGCCAAGUACCUCGUCUGCCACGCGGCCGAGGGGGACACCGUGACCUACAGUGAAGUGGAUGCCACGGCAACAAAUUACACCCUCCAAAACCUCCGGCCUGGCACAGGCUACAGGGUGGGUGUUUGGGAGGUGACAGAGGACAGCGAGAGGACCUGUAGUGCUUGGUGGCCCUUCCAGACCAAGGCACUGGGUCCCCAAGGAGCACCAUGGAGAGGCAACCUGAAGUACCUGGGCAUCUCUCUUGGCCUCCCCGCUGCAGCCGCCAUCUACCACCUGAGCAAAAGGAGGGCUCGCCGCCUCCUCUUCCCACCCCUUCCCAAGCCCGUGGGCACCAAAGCCAUUCAGUUCUCGGCCGGCGAGGUGAGCCAGGUGAGGUGUGAGGUGCAGGAGGGGGCAGAUCCCACAGAUCCCACAGCCCCAAACACGAGAUGUUCCACCCCAAGCCCACUCAACCCUUAUGGCCAGCCCCGGACAGGCCUCCUGGAGCCCUCGGAGAGGUUCAGCCCAGCCGAGCUGCUGCUGCUGGAGCCGAAUCCCAGCGAGGAGACGACUGACACGGGCACCCAGACUUCGGGGCCGCUCCCCGAGGUGUCACAGCCUGGCCCCACGCUGGAAAAGCCGCUGGCAGCGGUGAUGUCCCCGGUGGGCUGUGGGGAGGAGCUGCCCUUCGCCUACCGCAGGCAGGAGAUGCUGAGCCCGGUGGGAUCUUCACCCUCUGGCAGCACCAGCUGCAGCGGGCACCCACCCCCAGAGGAGGAGGAGGAGGAGGAGGAGGAGGAGGAGGAGGAGGGAAGGCAGGGGCUGCACCAGCCGCUGGUCCCCAUUGCCCUGCUCAUCUCUGACAAGCCCAUCAUCAUCAGGGGUGAGGAAGGAUGGGAUCCCUCACUGCAGCAGUCGGUGCAGCCAUCAGCAGGCUGGAGCAGCGGGGAUGGACACGGGGGGUGUCCCCUGGAGUGAGUAGUGAGUGUGGGACGCUGAGUGCCCAGUCCGGGGGUGGCACCGCCACUCUCAGGGCGGUUUCUGCUCUCCAGGGCACGGCUGGCAAUGCCUCUGGGUGCAGCAUUGCACCGGCUCAGCUUUUGGCCACGUAAUUUCCAGCCUCAACAUUUCACCAGCGAUAAAACCUGAGCGAAGGCGGCUGCAGAGUCUGGCCAGGAUUGGGAUUUCUAUGCCUGGAUUGGGAGGAGAGGCAGAACUUCAUCCCAGCCAGCUGCUACCUCUGGAACCAGUAGGG
Taeniopygia guttata (zebra finch) is the source of this 2572-nucleotide messenger RNA. NCBI's taxonomy places the organism in Eukaryota, Metazoa, Chordata, Aves, Passeriformes, Estrildidae. The record is from RefSeq and is a predicted model, not a curated record.